GACCCGAGACUCGGAAGGAAACGCAAAGUUGCCGACCGCGGAUCGCGGGCGUUGUUCCCCGCUAGACACGUGUUCGCUCACUACAAACGUGGAAGGAAUUGUUUUCUUUUCCCUCCUCCAGCAUCGUCACGCAUCAAACUUGAGCUUUUUCAACGUGACAGCAAACAAUUUGACGUCGGAGUUUGCUCGUCGAGUUACUUUCGUCAGUCGAGUCAACUUCAGAGGAAGAAGACGACGACAACAGAAUUGUGUCUCCUUGUUUGGCUGAUCAAUGGAGGCGCGUUGGGCUCAUGUGGCUCGCCGCCGUCGUUUCCCGUCCGCCGCCGCUCGCCGGUGCCCAGCCUCGGUCGAUGUCCCUACGCCCGAAUGAAGAGGAAGAAGAAAAAAAGUACACAAGAGGACCACGGCCUUCUUCCGGCUCACAAACGCACAAAGAAGAGGAAAGAGACGGGAGAAGGAAGAGACCAAGAGGACGGGAUUCCUGCCGCCGGAAAGCCGAGGAAGAAAAAGCGAGACAAACGAGACCCGGUCGCUGGGGCUGUGGAGAAGGCCGAAGAAGAACGAGAGGACCAAAAAGAGGACGACGGCGUCCUUCCCGCCGAGGCGCUCGCCCGCAAAGCCAAGAAACGAAGAAAAGAGAAAAUCCGAGAAGCGGACAAAGACGACGACCGUGUUCCUCCUGCCGACGUGCGCAAAAAGAAGCGCAAGAGAGCAGAAGAAAGCCUCCUUGUCGCUGACGGCGAGACGGAGGAGAGCGUUGCCGUGGCCGCCGACGGACACCAGCUUGACCGAGCUGACUGCUUGGACUCCCGUUUGGUGGCUGAGUUGGAAGAGUUUGUUCCCAACGUGAGGAAGAGAGCCGAGUCCGAGAUCAAGACCCUUCUGCGUCACGACCUGGAGCGCUUCCGAGUCUUCAAAGAGCAAGGCCUGCGCGUGCGUUGGGGCCGCUUCACGCACGAGGAGAAUGUGCGGAUCCGAGAAAACGUGGCGCGCUUCCUGGCGGUGACGGGCAUCGCCUCCGCCGACCAGCUUCUCUUCCCGCAUCGCUACGAGGAGCUGCGGGCCGACAUCAAGAGGCUGAAAAAGCAACAUGGCUUCUUGGAGGCCAUCGCCGAGGGAAUCCCCAGACCGUGCAAGCAGGUGGUGACCCGGGCCGUCAAGCUGGACCGCAUGAACCACAUGGGAGAGUUCACCGAGGAGGAGCUGGAUCGUCUGGUCAAGUUGCACACGCUCCACGGCAACGACUGGAGCACCAUCGCCAGGAAGAUGGGACGCAGCAAAUUCGCCUUGCAGAAGCGCUUCGUCAGCAUCGCGACGGGGCGAGGCCUGUGGACGUCGGAGGAGGAGAACAGGCUGGAGGAGGUGGUCAAGGCUCACCUGGAGGCGCUGGUUCAAGGAGCCGCCGGAGACCCCCGUUUGACGCUGCGUCAGCUUUGCGCGCGUUUGCCCUGGACGGAGAUCAGCCAGCACGUGCGCACCCGAUGCUGGACCCAGUGUCGCGUCAAGUGGUUCUGUAUCCUGCAGGCCCGUCUGUCGCAGAAGAACCCCAGGAAACCCCCGGAGGGACUGAGGACCAGGCUCCACCUGAUCAACACGUACGCUGUACGCUUUGAACAUCGAGGACGCUUGCGACAUCGAUUGGGAUACGGUUUCCAGCAUCCUGGGCGGCGUGACUCCGCUCUGCGUUCAGAAGCUUUUCCGAAGCCUCAAAGUCCGCAACGUUCCCGACUGGCCUCGGCUCUCCUACGGAGAGAUCAUCGACUUCCUGCAGGAGCACGUGACGCCGCGUCUGGAGGAGCGGCUACGGCGCUACGACAAAUGGCGGCAGGAGGACGAGGCGGAGCGCCCGGCGCCCCCCGACGACUCGUACUCUCUGUCGGACAUCUUCGUGGACGAAGAAGAUGGCCAUUUGCUGGAAGUGGAUAACACUCGGCCGAGCAGAGGCCGAUCCAAGUGCGGGAGGGAGUGGCCCGAAGCGCAGCCCACGCUUGAGCCCACGGCGACGCCGCAACCAUCAUCGUCCCGAGCGGGUCGCUGACUCGGUUGCAUCUGCUGCUCGUCCCCUCCCAUUGCAAAAUGCUGAUAUCAGAAUUGGCUCAGACAGUGUGUUCCCGCGUCACCUCUCCUGGCUUUCCGUGAGACAGUCGCGCUCGCUCUGUGUUUUAUUGGCGGUCGGCCAUUGUUACCGCCGCCGUGCUCUCUGAAUACAGCUAUUUUUCAAAGCAA
This is a messenger RNA of Syngnathus acus (greater pipefish), 2226 nucleotides long. Its product is annotated as transcription termination factor 1-like. Lineage: Eukaryota; Metazoa; Chordata; Actinopteri; Syngnathiformes; Syngnathidae. The coding region runs from base 367 to 1926 and encodes 519 amino acids. The record is from RefSeq and is a predicted model, not a curated record. The transcript is spliced from 11 exons.